This is a messenger RNA of Protobothrops mucrosquamatus (brown spotted pit viper), 2865 nucleotides long. Its product is annotated as 1-phosphatidylinositol 4,5-bisphosphate phosphodiesterase beta-2-like. Lineage: Eukaryota; Metazoa; Chordata; Lepidosauria; Squamata; Viperidae. Gene Ontology annotation, molecular function: phosphatidylinositol-4,5-bisphosphate phospholipase C activity; calcium ion binding. The record is from RefSeq and is a predicted model, not a curated record. The annotation marks the transcript as partial. The transcript has 25 exons. Gene Ontology annotation, biological process: lipid metabolic process; phosphatidylinositol-mediated signaling.
CGUUUACCUGUGUGCUUUAGAAAGCCCAUCAUUUGCCUAUGCAGAUCAGGAGCUCAGUCUGGAAGCCACUGCAGAGUUUUUCCUGCCUAUAAAGCAUAUUGGUUCCUGAAAUAACAGUGAGCACCAUGUGAGGAGAAGCUCCAAAAGGCAGCAAGGAGGCAGAGGAAGCGAAGAGAGACACCGUCCCCGUCCAACCUUGGAGUGGGGGGAAUGCCAAAAUGUCCGUGCUUACUCCUAUCCUGAGCCCUCCUAAGGUGAAGAAGUACAUGAUUGAAGGUGAACGCUUUAUCAGGUGGGAUGAUGAAUCUGCAAAUGCUUUUCCUAUCAUUCUACGGGUGGAUCCAAAGGGAUUUUAUCUAUAUUGGACAUUUCAAAAUAAGGAAACUGAAUUUUUGGAUAUUACAAGUGUCCGAGAUACUAGAGUGGGGAAAUUUGCAAAGAUUCCUAAAAAUCACAAGCUCCGAGACGUUUUCAAGUUGGAUUUUCCAAACAACGACUUUCUUCACAAGAUAUUGACUGUGGUUUCUGGUCCUGAUAUGGUGGACCUCACAUUUCACAAUUUUGUUUCUUAUAAAGAAAAUGUUGGAAAGAACUGGGCAGAUGAUAUCAUGGACUUCGUUAAGAACCCCUUUAUAUAUAAUGCUUCCCGCUACACUUUCCUGGAGAAAAUUCUGCUGAAACUGAAGCUGCAGCUGAACGCUGAGGGGAAAAUUCCUGUCAAGAAUAUUUUUCAAAUGUUUCCUGCGGACAGAAAAAGGGUAGAAGCAGCAUUAACUGCCUGCCAUCUUCCAAAGGGAAAGAAUGAUGGCAUCAACCCAGAGGACUUCCCUGAAACAGUGUAUAAAACAUUCCUGAUGAACCUCUGUCCUCGGCCCGAUAUUGAUGAAAUAUUUACCUCACACCAUUCAAAAGCCAAGCCAUACAUGACGAAAGAUCACUUGACAAAAUUUAUCAACAAGAAACAGCGAAAUUCCCAACUCAAUGACACACUUUUCCCUCCUGCCAAACCAGAUAGAGUGCAGGGCCUCAUAGAAAAAUAUGAGCCCAGUGGGAUGAAUAUUCAAAGAGGACAACUGUCUCCUGAAGGAAUGGUUUGGUUCCUGUGUGGUCCUGAAAACAGCAUCGUAUCUCAAGACAAACUGUUGCUGUACCAAGAUAUGAACCAUCCACUCUCCCACUAUUUCAUCAGCUCAUCCCACAACACUUAUCUAACAGCUGGACAGUUUUCUGGAAUCUCAUCUCCUGAAAUGUAUCGCCAAACUCUCUUGGCCGGUUGUCGUUGUGUGGAACUUGAUUGCUGGAAGGGACGUCCUCCAGAUGAGGAACCUAUCAUCACCCACGGGUACACUAUGACAACUGAAAUACUGUUUAAGGAUGCAGUUGAGGCUAUUGCAGAAAGCGCUUUUAAAACCUCUCCCUACCCCGUAAUCCUGUCUUUUGAGAACCAUGUGGAUUUGCCUAAGCAGCAGGCAAAGAUGGCUGAGUACUGCAGGACCAUCUUUGGAGACAUGUUACUGACUGAACCCCUGGAAAAAUAUCCACUAAAACCAGGAGUUCCACUUCCAAGUCCUCAGGAUCUCAUGGGGAAGAUCUUGAUUAAGAACAAGAAGAACCAAUUCAUGCCUGGGGAGAACCAAGAUAUUCUGAAGAAGAGGAAGAGUUUGGAGGAUGAAGUCACAGACCAACCCCUACCUAUAGAAAAGGAUAGCACAGUCAAACCAAUUGAGGAGGAUGAAGAAGUUCCUGAAGGAGAGAGAAAUUUGGAAAACCUAAAUGAGGAAGAGAUUAAAAAGCUACAGUCUGAUGAGGGAACUGCAGGUCUGGAAGUGACUGCUUAUGAAGAAAUGUCCAGUCUGGUGAAUUACAUUCAACCCAUCAAAUUUGAAAGUUUUGAAAUUUCAGCACAGAAAAACCACAGUUAUGUCGUUUCCUCCUUCACUGAAUUAAAGGCUUAUGAGUUGUUGACCAGGUCACCCAUCCAGUUUGUAGACUACAACAAAAGGCAGAUGAGCCGAAUUUAUCCCAAAGGGACUCGGAUUGAUUCAUCUAACUAUAUGCCACAGAUGUUCUGGAAUGUUGGGUGUCAAAUGGUGGCAUUAAACUUUCAGACAAGUGAUGUCCCCAUGCAGCAGAACAUGGCUCUCUUUGAAUUCAAUGGGCAAAGUGGCUAUCUUCUCAAACAUGACUUCAUGCGUCGUCCAGACAAACACUUUGAUCCUUUUUCAGUGGAUCGCAUUGAUGUAGUCGUGGCAAGCACUUUGUCAGUCACUAUCAUUUCUGGGCAGUUCCUUUCAGAACGCAGCGUGAAGUCCUAUGUAGAGGUAGAGCUGUUUGGCCUGCCAGGAGAUCCAAAGCGUAGAUACAGAACCAAAGUGACACCAAGCGCCAACUCAAUCAACCCUAUAUGGAAUGAAGACCCUUUUGUGUUUGAAAAGAUUUUGAUGCCAGAGUUGGCUUCUCUCAGAAUUGUAGCUUUGGAAGAAGGUGGGAAGUUUAUUGGUCACCGCAUUAUCCCAGUUACUGCUGUGUGCUCUGGUUAUCAUCAUGUUUGCCUUCGUAAUGAGAGCAACCGGCCUCUUACAAUGCCCUCUCUAUUUGUCUAUGUGGAGAUGAAAGAUUAUGUUCCUGAUUCAUGGGCAGAUCUCACCAUGGCUUUAUCCAAUCCAAUAAAGUUUUUUAAUGCUCAUGAUAAAAAGAUGAAGAAUGCAGAUGCUAAUAAUGAGAAAUCCAUUUUGGAAAUGAAUCUUUCAGUCAACGGGAUACCUAACAUCAUAGGAAGUUAUUGCACUCCUUCAAAUGGCCCUGCAGGAACCUUGAUUACAUCAAAAGAAGGGACCAUGAAAGAAGCUGCAAAAUUAACUGCAG